Molecule: messenger RNA, 644 nt
Organism: Zingiber officinale
Lineage: Eukaryota; Viridiplantae; Streptophyta; Magnoliopsida; Zingiberales; Zingiberaceae
Product: polcalcin Syr v 3-like
Exons: 1
Coding region: 226-519 (97 amino acids)
Molecular function (GO): enzyme regulator activity; calcium ion binding
Source: RefSeq, a predicted model, not a curated record
CAUCUGUCCACUUUCAAAUUCCAGUGCAAAUUGCCUAACUCGUCAAUGUUAAUUGUUCUAAUCAUACAUUUCUUUUGUGUGUGUGUUUAGGAGGGGAAUCAAUUAUCAGACAAUGGGCUUCCCACCACUACUCGUUUUAUUUAUUUAUUUUGGAGAAUAAAGUGAUGUGCGAUGUUCUUAUAAAGAACUCUGUUCUGCUGACAAUGCAGUUCACCAAGAAGCAGGAUGGCCAUCAAGCAAGCUCCGACGGCAGCAGCGCGGGCGGUGAGCGGGGAGAUGACGGUGGACGAGUUCAAAGAAUGGUUGAAGAGGUUCGACGCCGACAAGGACGGCCGCAUCAGCCGCCAGGAGCUUAGGCGUGCCAUUCGCAGCAUCGACCGCCGGUUCACCGGCUGGAAGGCCGGCCGCGGAAUCCGGUUCGCUGACACUGAUGGUGAUGGAUUCAUAGAAGACGAUGAGAUCGACAAGCUGGUGGAGUUCGCUCGGAAUUCCUUGGGCCUUAAGAUCGUUGCUUACUAGUGGUAAUCUCUCUAAAGAGAAAUAACUAAUAAUCGAGUGUGGUUCUUUUUAUUAUUAUUGUUGCUAUUUGCUUGGGCAAAAAUUACCUUUGAUAAUGAUCCAUUAAUAAUUGGUGGGUUCAAUUC